Messenger RNA from Anguilla rostrata (American eel), 1293 nucleotides. RefSeq names its product receptor-transporting protein 3-like. Gene Ontology annotation, molecular function: olfactory receptor binding. Bases 123 to 638 code for a protein of 171 amino acids. The record is from RefSeq and is a predicted model, not a curated record. The transcript has 3 exons. Gene Ontology annotation, biological process: protein insertion into membrane; protein targeting to membrane. NCBI's taxonomy places the organism in Eukaryota, Metazoa, Chordata, Actinopteri, Anguilliformes, Anguillidae.
ACGGACAACAACAUGGGCUGUGCAGCGAAGCCUAUAAAAGUGCUCGGGCUGAAAAGUAGACUACAUCCUGGAAAUUUCAGCAGUUUCGAAAGCUUACAUCUUACGAACAGAAGAGGUACAUAAUGAACGCAGAUUGGACUCCCACGCUGUGGCGUGAUACUUUCGACGAAAUGUUGGAAGAAGAAUUAGAAUACAGUGACAGGUGGUUUUUUCAGUUCAACUACAGACUACAAGAGAAUCUCUCUGAAGAGGAGAGGAGGAGGGGAUGGAAGAUCUACUGCCAUUGUGCCUACGGAAAAUUUAGGUGUGGUACCUGUUCCAAAGAUUGGCCAUCGGCCCGGGUUACUCUUCUCUUCCACUACCGCCUGCGCAGCGAGGCAGCCCGGGGGACGGUGAUCAUGCGACCCUUCAGACAGGCGUGCCGGGGCUGCAGUGGGAACUUUGAGCUCCCAGGGUUCUCCACGGAGGAAGUAGAGAAGGUCCUGCUCAAGCUGAUUGGCAAGAUCAAGAAGAACUGCUACGGUGAAGAGGAAGAGGACAACAGCGAUUCCUGCUCCCCUGAGAAAGUGCGGACGAAGCCGCAUGAGAGUUCGCUGUGUGAGGCCUGUAGUCAGGGGAUCUGCUGUGUGGAAGACUAGUUUCCACAGAGCCUAGUCUAGGAACUGGGAAAGGAAACAUGAUUACCUCAGGAGCCCCAGCAGGCAACAUGAGUUGCUCAACUGGUUACCUGAGACAAAUAAUUCAAAAUUGUUUUUUUUUUUUUUUUUUACGAUGACAGAAAAAAUGCACUUUACGCAAUAUAUAUUUAACCAACGUAAUAUGGAAGAAAAUAUUUUGUCUAAUAAUAUGUUUGGAACCAUAUAUAUAUAUAUAUAUAUAUAUAUAUAUACAUAUGUGGAGGUGUAGCAGGGCGGUAUGGUAAUGGCUCUGGGCGGAGAUAAUGGGGGAAGAAAUGAGAUAAUCAGCGUUAACCAUAAUCUGCCUGCAGUGCCAUCGCAGUCUCUGAGAGGAAACUCACAUGAGAGAGAGAGACAGAGAGAGAGAGAUGGCGUGAGGGCUAGGAGCUGUUUUCAGGGCUGAUUAAUGAAAACUCAUGUGCAUCUCACAACUCUUUGGAGUGAUAUUGUGUAUACGCGUUAGUGUACUUUUUAUCUUUUUUAAUGGUACUUUUGAUAUGAUAUUUUUUAAUACUAAUGAUCUAAAUUAUUGUUGAAAUGCUUGAGGCUCAUAAAAAUGUUGCCAGAAUUGUUUAUUUGUUGAGAUAAUUGCUUUUAAUAAAAAGCUUUUGUCUUA